AAUUUAAUUUACCAACAGAACCAUAUAAUGAACAUGUUGCUCUGGCUCCCAGAAUACCCAACAUUCCAACCUGGAUGGGACCAAGAACAAGUUCAUGCCACAUUCUUCAAGUGCAUCAGUUGGCAAGUGGAGGAAACCUUGGACACUGUCAACUGCCCUUACCACUAUUUCUGUGACAAAACACACCCUUCAAACUACCCUCUUCUUGUUGAUGUCUUGGUGCUUCUCUUCGCAGCAGCUUCUUAUUUAAUGACCCUUGUGACAGUGAUUAUGGACAUGAGUUCUGGAAGAGGGAGAAUCUUUCUGAGUCAGUCAAAAAGAUUCCUUUUGCCAUCUGGGCCAGUGUCCCUUCCAAUUAUAAUCUUGGCCUUUGCAAAGGGUCCUCAAAUCAACACAGUAUUCCCACUCUCUUGCCUUGGUCCUGCAAUUCUUCUCAUGGUUCUCAUCUCUGCAUUGUCCUUUGACAGUGCAGCUGAUAAGGACUUCAAGUACACAUUCUUUGUGGCAUCAACAGUGUCUGGCAUUUUGCAUGCAAGCUUGUAUCUGGAUUCUGUUGUGCUGCCUUAUUACACAGGUUUUGAUGCACUCAUGUCCUCAACAUUUUCAGGUGAGUGUGCCUCUUGUGUGUGCAGGAAAGAGGCCUUGGUUGUGGGAGGGAAACUUGUGAGGUACAGGGGUUGGUCCAUGACCACAUUUUUUGUUGUGGGGGUGUUGUGUUUGAGGAUUGUAUGUAAAAUCUCAGCAGAAAAUUAUGCAGGGAAAUUGCUGUUUAUCAAAGAGUUGAUGGAAAAGUUUUGCUGGAUCUUGAUCACUGUGGAUUGUGUUUACCUAACUCUGAACUCACCACCAGAAAGAGUUGUGUUGAGAGUUGCUGCUUUUGGAGGCAUUUUUCUUUUGAUUUUCCUUCAUGUCCUCAGAGAGGCAUGCAAUCAAAUUUACUCCAUGGCUUAUUUGGCACAAAAGUUUAGAUGGAUGUCAUCAUCAUUGGAAACAAUAUGAAGAAAAAAGCUAUUGUUGUAAAGUACAUGAUGUUGCAUAACAUGCUCUUGCAAUCAUGUGCUUAUUCA
Messenger RNA from Vigna unguiculata (cowpea), 1067 nucleotides. RefSeq lists its product as uncharacterized. The record is from RefSeq and is a predicted model, not a curated record. Lineage: Eukaryota; Viridiplantae; Streptophyta; Magnoliopsida; Fabales; Fabaceae.